Geodia barretti is the source of this 1179-nucleotide messenger RNA. NCBI's taxonomy places the organism in Eukaryota, Metazoa, Porifera, Demospongiae, Tetractinellida, Geodiidae. The record is from the annotation of a GenBank genome assembly.
AUGUGGGACGCCGACGGUAACGAGUACAUCGACUACAUCCAAGGCAUGGGUCCCAACCUCUUCGGCCACGCCCCCGAGUUCGUCUCACAGCAAGUCGCAGAAGACAUGCGAAACGGUUACAUCUUCGCCGCCCAAUUCGAGCGCGAACUUGAAGUCGCAGAGAUGGCCGCUGCCGCCAUUCCCAUCGAAGACUGCACCGUCCGCUUCGCCGGCUCCGGUACCGAGAUCGUCCAACUCGUCCUCCGUCUCGCACGGGGCUGGACCGGCAAAUCGAAGUUCAUCAGAUUCGAAGGCCACUACCACGGCUGGAUGGACAGCGUGAACCACUCGGUUCAUCCUCCCAUUGAUGAGGCUGGGGACGUCGACGCGCCAACGCCAGUCGGCGAAUCAGCAGGCAUGGACCCCGGUGCUGCCGCCCAAGCAAUACCGUGCCAGUGGAACGACAUCGAUCGCUUGGAAGACGCGUUUGAACGGCAUCGAGGCGAAGUAGCCGCGGUCAUCAUGGAACCGAUCAACGCCAACACCAACUGCAUCAUGCCCGAGCCGGGUUACCUCGAAGCAGCCAAAGAACUUGCACAUGAACACGGUGCCUUGAUCAUCUUCGACGAAGUGAUUACCGGCUUCCGCGUCGCCUAUGGCGGCGCCCAAGAGUUCCUCGGAAUCACGCCCGAUCUCGCCACCUACGCGAAAUCGAUCGCCGCCGGUUUCCCAAUCGCCAUGCUCGCCGGACGCCGAGACAUCAUGGAUAUGCUCGGUAGCGGAGAGGUUUACCAUGGCGGAAGCUUCAACUCCAACGUCAUGUCGAUCGCCGCCGCCCACGCAACCCUCACGCAUAUCAAAUUGCAAGGCGAUACGUUCUACGCUGACCUGAAUCGUCGAGGCGAGCGAUUGAUCGAUGGCCUUCACCAAGUCGGAAUGGAGACCGAAACCGAAAUCCAUGUCCAAGUUCUAGGCAGCGUUUUCGGGAUCUCGUUCAAUCGCAGCGGAGACGUUAUCCGCAACUAUCGCGACCAUGCCACAAAGUGCGAUGAUGUUCGCUACGCGCAGUUCGCGUCCGAGAUGAUGAGGGAAGGAGUCCGUCUUUCCUCAAAUGGUCGCGUGCAUAUGUCAUCUGCCCACACCGAAGAACAGAUCGAGACGACCAUCGAGGCGGCGCGGCGAGCACUAUCGCGGAUGUGA